Molecule: messenger RNA, 1113 nt
Organism: Thlaspi arvense
Lineage: Eukaryota; Viridiplantae; Streptophyta; Magnoliopsida; Brassicales; Brassicaceae
Source: the annotation of a GenBank genome assembly
AUGCCAUUGGGUUCUCCGUCUUUCUUGGAGAGAAACAAGUCUUCUACGAUUCGACCGACCACUCGCACAACCACUUCUGACACGCAUCUUUAUGUUCUUGUGAUCACUGUAAUGUCCAAGUGUCUCCUUACCUCUUCUUCUUCCUUUUCCACGCCCCUGAGCAAACCCUCCUCUGGCUUCCACUUGGAUCUGCGCAAUGGCUCAAUCGAUGCUCGGAUCUCCCGUCUCCUCCCCUAUUUCCCACAAAUCUUCCUUGUUGGGCCUCCCCAGAACCUCAGUUUCAUGCUCGAUUUUGAAAUGUGGGGAAAGGGCAGUCCUCCAUUGAGGCUAAAGGCUGCUAUGGACUCUCCCCGGCUGACCAAGGAACUAGUGGAUAGAAAACAGAAGGUGGAAGAAGGAACUCAAAAUGGGUCAGAUCCUUUCAAGGAGAUGAAGGAUCGCUUUCUAAGUUUCAAAAAGCAUAAUUUCUUGGAAAACUUAGAACGCUAUCAGAACCUUGCCAAGGGUCAAGCACCCAAGUUCAUGGUGAUUGCUUGUGCAGAUUCUAGGGUUUGUCCCUCCAUCAUCCUGGGGUUCCAACCAGGAGAAGCCUUCAUAUUGCGCAAUGUGGCAAAUCUGGUGCCCUCUUUUGAGAAUGGGCCUUCUGAAACAAAUGCUGCCCUUGAGUUUGCAGUUAAUUCUUUGGAAGUUGAAAAUAUACUUGUCGUUGGCCACAGUUGCUGUGGAGGUAUUCGUGCCCUUAUGAGUAUGCAAGACAAAGGGGAUUCAAGUAGCUUCAUUCAAAGUUGGGUAAUUGUGGGCAAGAAUGCAAGGGUAAGAACGAAGGCUGCUGCUUCCAAUGUAAAUUUUGAUCAGCAGUGCAGACACUGUGAGAAGGUCAUGGAAGCUAUUUUGUGUUGUUCUCCUCAGGAAUCUAUUAACCGGUCGUUGUUGAACUUGCUCACUUACCCAUGGAUAGAAGAAAGGUUGACAAAAGGAUUGCUUACAAUUCAUGGGGGCUACUACGACUUCAUCAACUGUACUUUUGAGAAGUGGACACUUGAUUAUCAGGAAAGUAGUAUAAGAAGAGAAACCGGUAUGUGCUGUAUCAAAAACAGGGAAUUUUGGUCUUGA